Molecule: messenger RNA, 2820 nt
Organism: Pochonia chlamydosporia 170
Lineage: Eukaryota; Fungi; Ascomycota; Sordariomycetes; Hypocreales; Clavicipitaceae
Product: beta-N-acetylglucosaminidase
Exons: 6
Coding region: 1-2820 (939 amino acids)
Biological process (GO): peptidoglycan turnover; carbohydrate metabolic process
Molecular function (GO): hydrolase activity, hydrolyzing O-glycosyl compounds
Source: RefSeq, a predicted model, not a curated record
AUGGCUGCUACCAACUCCAACUCCAAGAAACCAAACUCCAACUCGAGCUCAGAUGGGAGCGACUUGGACCCACUAUGGCAGAAUCUCGACUGGGCUAUUGGGCAGAUGCUGAUUAUGGGCUGGGAUGGCACAGAAGUUACCCCUCAGAUUAAAAGUCUUAUCGAAGAUCACCAUCUUGGCUCAAUCAUUCUUACGGCCAAGAACCUGAAAAAUGCCCAAGAGACUGCCAAACUUGUCCAGGAGUUACAAACGAUAGCCAAAAACGCUGGCCACCCGCAUCCGCUACUCAUCGCCGUGGAUCAGGAAAAUGGAGGUGUAAACAGCCUGUUCGAUGAAGACUAUGUUUGCCAAUUCCCAAGUGCCAUGGGCAUUGCUGCUACUGGCCGCAUCGAGUUGGCGUACGAAACAUCCAAGGCUACGGCUACGGAAAUCUCCGCCUGUGGUGUUAAUCUCAUGCUCGGCCCCGUCUUGGAUGUUCUUAAUAAUGCCAGAUACCAACCGCUCGGCGUUCGAUCAACUGGAGAUGACCCCCAGGAAGCCUCCCAGUAUGGUCUUGCCUCACUCAACGGUGUUCGAGAUGCUGGUAUUGCGGCAGCCGGAAAGCAUUUCCCCUCGUACGGCAACUUGGAUUUCCAAGGCUCCAACCUCGAUGUCCCUAUCAUCACACAAACAUUAGAAGAGCUCAGUCUUAGUGCACUGGUUCCAUUUCGCAAUGCCAUUGCGUCUGGUAAACUGGAUGCCAUGUUUGUUGGUGGCUGUGGUAUCUCAAACCCAUCCAUGAAUGUUGGCCAUGCUUGUCUUUCAGACCAAGUUGUUGAUGAUUUGCUUCGUAAUGAGCUGGGCUUCAAGGGAGUGGCUAUUUCCGAAUGUCUAGAAAUGGAGGCUCUGAGUCACGAUCUGGGCGUCCAGAACGGCGUUGUCAUGGCAGUCGAAGCCGGCUGCGAUCUCGUCCUUCUCUGCCGUGCAUACGAUGUCCAACUCGAAGCUAUCAAAGGUCUAAGACUGGGUUACGAAAACGGCAUUAUUACCAAAGAUCGCAUCUUUACAUCCAUCAGACGAAUCCUCCACCUCAAAUCGACCUGUACCUCAUGGGCAAAGGCUCUCAACCCUCCGGGUAUCUCACUUCUCUCUCAGCUGCAUCCAUCCCACUUGUCGCUGUCACGCCAGGCUUAUGACGAAUCCAUCACUGUCAUUCGGGACAAAGAGAAGAUGCUGCCCCUUUCUAACUCUAUGCACCCUGGCGAGGAGCUUCUGCUGCUCACACCUCUGGUUAAACCGCUGCCUGCUUCAGCCAUGACCAAAAGCCUGCUGGAAUCAAAGAAGAACUGGUCGCAAGCACCAACACACCACGAUUCCUGGGCUCACAGAGAUCGCGAACGAAGUGCUAUAAUGAGCGGAGAAGGCGUAUUCCGAGAGUUUGGCAAGAACCUUGCAAGAUACCGCAAUGAAAAGCUUCUUCACACGAGUUAUACAGCAAAUGGUGUGAGACCAGUCCAUGAAAACCUUAUAGCCAGAGCAUCUUGCAUCAUCAUCGUUACAGCGGAUGCGAACCGAAACAUGUACCAAGCAGGUUUUACCAAGCAUGUGGACAUGAUGUGCUCCAUGCACCGCAGUAGGGGAAACAAGAAGCAGCUGAUUGUGGUCGCUGUGAGCUCUCCCUACGACUUCGCCAUGGACAAGUCGAUCGGAACGUACAUUUGCACUUUUGACUUUACGGAAAAUGCCAUGUCUGCCUUGGUGCGCGUUCUGGUUGGUGAGAUUAACCCCAUCGGCAGUAUGCCCGGGACUCUACGCAAGAGCAAAAAGGUCCUCAAGUCCAGACAACACUGGCUUGUCGAAGAAUAUGACCGCUCUCGCGAUUACGGCGGCUUGGACGAUUUGGUCAAAGCGGUUCACAGAGCUAGCGCCCCCGAUCUUCAUUUCCUCAGGUCGACGCGGGCAGCUUCCUUUGAACUACACAACCCCAACAUCAAGGAGUCUCACUUUGUAGUGAGAAAUAGUAGUACAAAUGCUCUUUAUGGGUUUGUCGCUACAUACUUUAUUGGCGGUGUUGGUAUCAUUGGUGCUCUACUUGUCGACCCUGGUAAGCGCAAUGUCUCAAUUGGGCGAUCUCUUCAUCGACGGGCCCUGAAAAGCCUCAGCCAGCAGCGUGGUCUUAAGAAGGUCCAAGUCGGCAUGUCAUUUCCUGGUGUAUUCCUGGGCAUUCCUUUGGAUAUCGAGGUAAAUACCGUCAAAGAAUGGUUCAGUAACAGCGGAUGGGACACCCAAUUUCCUCGACGAUUGACAAAUAUGAUUAUAAACGACCUCACAAAUUGGCUGGCUCCCGAGGGGCUCUUGCAAAGCAUUCAGAGGGCCAACAUCAGCUUUGAUUUGAUACAUGGUCUCGAAAACGCAGAAAGUGUACUACAUCACGUUCGUGCAAAUGCUAAUCCAGAGGUGCUCGAGCUCUAUACCUAUGCCCUGUCGGAGAACAAAGCCUGUGGCAUUGUCAGAGCAAAGGACCCGUCUGGUAACCUUGUCGGUACGGUCAUUAUUUGCCGACAAGGCAGUCCAUUGGUGACAUAUAUUCCCCCCUUGCUGUCUGAGCGUGGGGAUAUCGGUGGUAUAAUUGCCCCAAUUGUGCCCUCAACACCACAAACGACACUCAUCCUGCAGGGCUUGGCGCUCAUGGGCGUUCGCCAAAGCAAGAGCCACAAAGCAUCUAAGGCAGUGUUGAGUUGGGUUGUGGAUGAUGCGUAUGAACCGCUGGUCGCAAUGGGCUUUGAUAUCCUUCAGGCAUUCGAAGAAAUUACAAACUCUCCAGAAGUAUGCCAGGCGUAA